AUGCGACCACCAUCCCACCCUGCCUCACGCACUUUAUGGAACUUUUCCACUCAAUGGUUCCUGGCCCCGCAAGGUACCGGAAUCAUAGCUCUAAUCCUUCACCAAUUGGACUAUCAAUUUAGCGGAAUCGAGGUCAUUUCCGUGGUAAUCUGGAUAUACACCAUUACCUUGCUUGCGCUUUGCUUGUUUGCCUACCUCCUCCGCAUCAUCCUAUACCCUCGACAUGUCGCCCGGGUACUGCGAACAAGUAUCGUUGAAACCGCAUGCAUCGCUAGUAUCCCCAUUACCUUCACCUUGAUUAUUCAAAUGACCACACUGGUCCUGGUUCAUUCGUGGGGAAAGGCGUGGGGAAUUGUCUCGUACGUGCUAUGGUGGAUUGAUACGGGUAUGGCGGUGGUAGCGGUCAUGGCCAUCCCGUAUGUCUUUGUCAAGGUCCAACCGCCGGGCGUCAAGGCCAUUUUACCGGGUGUGUUGCUCCCAUUGAUUUCCGCAUUGACUUCUGCUGCCGGUGGAGGCGUCAUCUGCGUAUACGGACAAAUUAGCCCGCGUCUCCAAGUCCCAGUUAUCAUAGUCUCAUACCUAGAAAUCGGUCUUGCACUUCCAAUGGCUCUCGGAUUGAGUGAGAUAUUCGCGACUCGUCUCUUCGACCGCUCUUUUCCAAAGCUGGAACAAAUAUACCAGGAUAUGAUCCUCUGUGGUCCAUUUGGCCAAGGUAGUUUUGCAUUCCAGGUUCUCGGACAGGCAGUUUCCAGAGGCGCCUUUGCAGAAUACAACCGUGGCACGUUCUUGACAGCUCAAGCUGCACAACCAGUUGCCUUUGCGAGCCAUCUCGCAGGCCUGCUUUCUUGGGGGUAUGGGACAUUUUGGUGGUGUUUUGCGAUUAUCAGCAUUGUGCAUACAUUUAUCUCGCAGCCCGGUGGGAUCAGGGGGUCGCAUUUUAGUAUGUCGGCUUGGGCGUUGGUUUUUCCGUGGGGAGUUUAUACAAAUGGCGCUGUACAGCUGGGGAGGAUUAUGGAUGCGCCAGCAUUCAAAGUGUGGUCUACAGUGCUUUUCAUUUUGAUACUUGUCAUUUGCAUUGUACUUCAUAUCUUCACUAUCAAGGGCCUUAUUACCGGAAGGGUCUUGGGUCUUGCGCAUGGUUGGAGGAAAAGUGCUUAUAGGGACGACACUGGUGAUAAGGAGGUUUGA
Aspergillus glaucus CBS 516.65 is the source of this 1188-nucleotide messenger RNA. Its product is annotated as putative malic acid transport protein. Gene Ontology annotation, molecular function: sulfite transmembrane transporter activity. Bases 1 to 1188 code for a protein of 395 amino acids. The transcript has 2 exons. Gene Ontology annotation, biological process: transmembrane transport; sulfite transmembrane transport. Lineage: Eukaryota; Fungi; Ascomycota; Eurotiomycetes; Eurotiales; Aspergillaceae. The record is from RefSeq and is a predicted model, not a curated record. Gene Ontology annotation, cellular component: plasma membrane.